GGGUUCAGUCAUCUCGCGCCAGCCGAGCCACGCGCAUACUGUUCUUCUUCGACACGAUUACUCGCGACAAUCUUUCUUGGCUUGGUAUUCUAACGCGAAUUUUCUUUUACGAUAUAACAACAACAACAACAACAACAACAACAACAACAACGAUAACAAUAACAAUAACAACAACAAUAAUAACAACAACGAUAAUAACAAUAACAACGUUGUUUCUUCUCUUUAGUCCAAUAAUUAUCGUUAAACACGUUAAGGACGAAGACAAUCAACGACAACUGUCUCUCCUCUCUCUCUCUCUCUCUCUUUUUCUCUGUCUUUCCCUCUUUUUCUUUCUUUCUAUUUUCUUUUCUCUUCUUUCCUCUUCUCAUUUCUUUUUUCAACACUCAAAGAGCGCAAGUUCGGAACUGGACCGCCCUCUCCGGACGGAAGCCACGGAACAACACCCCCACUCAACUCCCUCCACCGAAUCAGACUACCACCUCCACCUCCUCCUCCUCCUCCUCCUUCUUCUCUUAUGAGAGUGAGAGAAAGAAAGAGAGAGAGAGAGAGAGUGAGUGAGUGAACGAGUGAGCGAGUGAGUGAACGAGUGAGAAAGAGAGAGAGAGAGAGAAAGAGAGAGAGAGAGAGAAAGAGAGAAAGAGAGAAAGAAAGAAAGAGAGAGAACGUUUCACGCCAACCCCCCACUUUCGACAAGGAGAGGCAGAUACUCCGACGAUAGAGCCUCCGGCACACGGGCACCGAGAGUACCACGCGAGUGGAGAACCCGUGGCUCCGUCGCGUUCAACCCCCCGAAGAAGAUCGGAGGACCUGAGGAUCGAAAAGGGAAUAUUAAUACGUGGAUCGUAUAUAAAGAAAAAUUAUCUCUCUAUCUCUCUCUCUCUCUCGAUCUAAAUCGUCUCGUUAUAAAUCAUUUCGACAAUUUGUAAAAAAAACAUACGUGAUCGUAAAGGAAAAAACGGGUCCGUUUACGUUAAGUCGAUUCGAUGAAGGAAAAUUAGUGACUAAUAAUCCCUAAACGGUCGGGUCGGUCGGUCCAUCGGUCCAUCGGUCCAUCAUCAAUUCGGAGGAUGGAGAACGUGAGAUCAUCGACGACAUCGAGGAACAACGAUCAUUGGCAUCAAGAUCGAUAAACACGGGGUGGUUUCCGUAAAAAGAAAAAGACGAAGGAAAAGAAACGGGGGGUGAUCGAGUAUCGUUUAUUACUUAAUCUAAAGGAAGGGGAAGUAUACAGGAAAAUUUGUACGGACCACCCCGUUGUAAACGUUUCUCCGCGUGUAUAAUGUGUGAGUGACAAGUUUUGAAAGUUUUCUCAUACAACGACAGUUUUAUUUAUUAUAUAUAAUACGAUAAUUCUUCUUCGGGGCGGGGGGGGGGUUGGGGACCUCGCGAUAAAAGGUGCCGAGGAUGAACUUGAUGAUUUGGAUUUGAAGGAGAAAAAAGGAAAAGAAGAAAAAGGAAAUAGGAGAGAAAGAUAAGUGCACGUGAUAACGAGAUUCGGUUGUUUGGAAGUUUUUUACAUUUGAUAACAAGUUGGAAGGAUUCUCAAUCGUUGUGCCGACGGACUAUCAUGGUAACGUUAAGUGCGAACGGUGGAAGGAACGAGGAUACUCGCUGAAAGGAUUAAUGAGGAUGAUACAGCAGUGAGAGAGAUAGAUUGGGUAGAGGGAGGAGAGGGUUCUUGGCGAGGUUCGAGAUGUCCGCCGUAACCAGCCCGUAUGGACCCACGGAGAUGCUGUCCGACUCGGUCUACAACUACGCAACGACUCGAAGGGGCACCGCCGCCGAUCAGGAUGGUGAGUCCCGAUACGAGACGCAGGCCCAGUUGCAGAUCGCGAGUAUCCAAAAGCCACGGAACAAGCGGAAAAAUUUCAAGCCUAUAAACAGCCGUAUGGCCGAAGUAUCGGAUGAAUCAGAUAGGGAUGAGGAACACGAGCAAGAAUCCGAUGAACUUCUUCUUGGUGUCGAGGAGGUGCCAACCUCAAACGAGAUCCUCGAAUACGAGAGGAAAACGAUGCUUCUGCCAGUUGCUGUCGGUACGGACGAUAGGUCGAAGCAGCAACAGAGGCUGAACAACAACGAGGUCAGCCCGAUGGACCUCUCGGUCGCGACGAGGCCGCCCUCCUCCGACGUAGACGACGACAGCGGCGAUUCCCUCGGGCACAAGUUCAUCCUCGAACGGCUCAACUCUCAGAAGCUCUAUUCUCCUGGCACGGAGGCCAGGAGUCCAAAUUCGGACUCCUCGGAGAAAAGUGUCGGAAGUGUAGUCCUAGACGCGGAUUCGGGUCGAUUGGAUGAUCAGGAUACCCCGUUUGAUGACGAUCGAAUGCAGGAUGGAGAUGGAGAUGGCGAUGGCGAUGGUGAUGUUGAUGGUGACGGUGAUGGUGACGUAGAAGUGGAAUGCGAAGAGAGAAAACCAUUCGAAGGAAUGAGAGAGUACGCUGAAUCGACCAUGCAAGAACUAUUAGCGAUUUAUGGUCUCUCCGGUGGUGAACUCGCGAAAUCGGUCAGUCGGCAGCUACCGCCUACUUUCAUGAACCCUAGUACUGGUCAACAUGGUCAGGGAAAGGUGAGAGUGAAGGAAGAGAAGGACGCCUCUUCGAUGGCACCGGGUAGUCCACCGACGCCACCACAUACACCUCAAAGUCCACCGAGACAAAAUCUACCGGGUGGCAAUCUUUCUCAGUCCUGCCAAACGUCGAACGCGAAUUCUCCGAGUUUACAACAGCAACAACAGCAGCAACAGCAACAGCAUCAUCAUCAUCAUCAUCAUCAUCACCAUCAUCAACAACAACAACAACAACAACAGCAGCAGCAGCAACAGCAGCAUCAGCAGCAACAACAACAACAACAACAAUCACAGCAACAUCAACAGCAGGAUCAGCAACAACAUUCGAUUCAUCCAAUUACGAAUUCGCCAUUAAGUCAAAUCCUCGUACAGAAUCCGGCGUUGACACAAUUGUUGCAACAAAAUCCAGCGAUACUCUCACAAAAUCCUCAAUUGGCCCAAUUGCUCCAACAAAAUCUUCAAGUUCAAAUGGGAAGUGUCCUCUUUCAGAACGUUAGAAGGGAGGAAGCUGAGGAUUCGAGGGUACCGCCGACAAUAGCAAGUCUGGCGGCAAUGAAGGUGGAGGCAGCUGACCCGAAGGUUUCCGCGCUGCUCAGGCAAAGCAUGUCACCGGUAGCGGACAGCAUGAUCGCUGGUGCGAAAUCAUCGGUGUCGCAGCCUAUAAUCGAUUACUCUCGAUAUGUCAGGAGAUAUACGUCCGGUCAGGAAUGCGGUAGCUCUUAUUGCAAGGAAUUAGGAUGUAGAGAACAUUUUCAUUGUCUCGAUUGUAGUGGUAGGGUGUUUGUAAAGAAGGAGGAAAUGAUCAGGCAUUUCAAGUGGCACAAAAAGAGAGACGAAUCCUUGCAGCAUGGUUUCAUGAGAUAUUCGCCAACGGACGAUUGUUCGGAAAGGCAUCCAGGUCGAGCUUGUCCGCAUAAUAGAAAGCAAACUCACUAUCAUUGCAUACACGAAAAUUGCGACAAGGUUUAUAUAUCGACCUCGGACGUACAGAUGCACGCGAAUUAUCAUCGCAAGGAUUCCGCGAUUAUUCAAGAGGGCUUUCAACGAUAUCGUGCCACUGAAAGUUGUGCCACCGAUCAUUGCCCCUUCGUCGGACAACGAACGACGCACUUCCACUGUCGGCGGCCUGGAUGUCGCUUCACCUUUAAAAAUAAGGCUGACAUGGAUAAACACAAGUCGUAUCACAUUAAAGACGAGCAGUUGUCCCGAGACGGAUUCAAGAAAUUCAUGAAAUCCGAAGCCUGUCCCUUCGAACAGUGUCGAUUCUCGCGUGUUUGCAAUCACAUACAUUGCAUACGACCACAUUGUAGUUACGUCCUACAUUCAUCCGGUCAGCUCUUUUCUCAUAAACGAAAACAUGAGCGUCACGAGUCUGAAUUGGCUUAUAGAAAGUACAAGCAAGUUAGCGCCGUUGGCGGGAUAAGGCCGCCAGGAUCUUGGGCACCAGAUGAAAUUAGUAAUCAAGGGUUGUCGCUAAGUCUGAACGGGGAAAGUUCGAAUGAGGGUAGAGGUUCACCGUCGUAUUACUCGUUGGAUGAUUCCUUCCAAAGUGCGAGCGAUUUAGCGAUGGAUCUUACCGCUCCUACGAAUAGUAUGACGUCUACCAGUAACUCGGUUGUUAGCAUCGAUCAACAACAACAACAACAACAACAACAACAACAACAACAACAGCAGCAGCAACAGCAGCAACAACAACAACAGCAACAACAACAACAGCAACAACAACAACAACAGCAACAGCAACAACAGCAACAGCAACAACAACAACAACAACAGCAGCAGCAACAACAGCAGCAACUCACACCGGCGGAAUUAGCCUAUCUUGUAUCGGCCAAUUCGGAUUGUCCCUGCCAAUUGGGUAGGGAUCAUCAUCAUUGUGGGUUGGAUCGUUGCGGUGCCACUUUAAAGGAUCCUCGCGAAGUCAGGGAACAUUUGAGGGAACACGAAACUCAGGAACGUAUCACGGACGCCUUCUUCGAAGAAGGCGGCUGUGACGAUAGCUGUCCGUACGCUGAUAAAGAAAAACAUUAUCAUUGUAAUUGGGAAAAUUGUCGGGAGGUCAUUCUGUCAACGGACAAACCAUUUCGAAGACUUCAACAUUAUAAAAUUCACGAGUACAGUCGACAAUUGAAUCUCUCUUGUCCCUCGCACGCUCUUUCAUCCGACGUAACGCUCACUCACCUGACCAAUAUCGACGCCAUGUUUAGGCGGAAAAGAGGUAGACCACCGAAAAACAGAGUGAUCGAGAUUUGGUCAGGUGGAGAUCCGGCCUCGCACACGCACGAUUCCCCGCAAGCCAUUUUUACGAGCUUCAAGUUACCCAAACCGCAAACACCAAGUUUGACACCUACUCCGGUGAUCGAUGAUCGAGAAGGUAGUGUUUCACCUUCGAAUAGUCUCGGUGAACCGGAAGGAUUCGCCACGUACAAUUCCGAAGGUUGUCCAGAUCUCGUUUGCGUUUUACGAUCUACCAGGCAUCAUCAUUGUUCACAACCACGGUGUCAUUUCUCAACUGAUAGACCCGAUCAAUUGUUGAUGCACAGUAAAGACUUUCAUGACAAUGUUGAUAUACCAACAGGCUUUGCCUUUUUCGAUAAAAUGGUUGACUGUCGGUUAUCGAGUUGUCACAGUAAUCGGGUGAAUCGACAUUUUCAUUGUACCAGACCAAACUGUGGAUAUUCUUUCGUUCGAUAUUCAACAAUGGCUCUUCACGAGAAACAACAUUCUGGACACAUCGUUGACGUUUGCACUCAGGAACUUUCCAAUAAGGAAUGUCAGACUCAUCCUCAAUCCUUCAUACAAGAAACUAAACCAAGAAUCCAAGUAAAAAAUCCGGCUGAUCUAAUAGAGAAAACGGAUGACAGCUUGGAAGAGAGCAAAUCGAUGAUCGACGAUAAGGAAAGCGAACUCCCUAGUCCGGACGCUAACAAGACGACCGUGGUGAGGGCGGCAGGCACCUAUUAUCCGGUCAGCGGACCGCCGAGCGAACCCGCACUUCCGGGCGUCGUGCUAUCCAUGCGAGCUUCCGUGCACCAAGAGUCCACGGCCAUACCGUCGUCCGGUACAUCUACCUCAUCCCACACGCUUUACGGGCCGGAACAAAGUUGCAGCAGACCAUUCUGCAAGUUGAAACGUAAGAAUCACUAUCACUGCAAUGCCUGCAAUCAGGCGUUCUCGGAACUGGAUCGAUUGGUCGCUCAUAUAGCCAAGCACUCGACAGGUGCUAUCCUCAGUCAACAACAACACGAUCUACCCAAUCAGUCAUCGUCGUCAUCGGUCUCAUCCAAUCAACUACAGCACGAGUACCUAGCUCAGCUUUCUCAGAAACCGGAUUUCAUGGCACAAAACGCACAGAUGGCACAGAAUAUUCAGAACUUUCAUAAUCAGAUGCAAAGGCAGAUGCAACAGACUCUGGGACAGAUGAGCCAGCAACCGACCCCACCGGCGAAGGAGAUCAAACUUGAGAGUCCAAGAUGUGCUACGGAUAUCGGUGUACAAAGUAUGCCGAAUAUUAAGAGAGAACCAGUUGAGAUUAAGAGAGAGGACGCUGGUAAUUCGGUGCAAGAGACCAACGAGAACAAUCAACGGAUGCCUCAACCGUCGAUGCCGGGAAACGUUCAACAUUCUCCGGCACCUGGACCACCUAGUUUUGAGCUUGAUUUCAGUCAUGGCUUUCACUUUGCGAGUCCAGCGGUAAUGGCAGCUAUGAAUCAACAGAUAGCCCUGAUGAAUCAAGCUCUACCACCGUUUCUUCAACAUGGUGGCAUGUAUACUGGAGGACCUGGACUUAUGUUUGCACCUGGUCUACCACCUACCAAUUUUCUUCCCCCUACCAGGGACGAAAAUCCUCUGGCAUCUCUUGCGGCUAAUCUCAAUCUGAAUAAAAGAUCUCUUUCCCCACCUGACAGCAAUUCACCCGAGGCGAAGAAACAACGUCUUCAUCACUCGAUGCGUAUGCUCAAGGACGAACCUGUUCCCGAAGGAUAUGUUAGGUUCAGAUUCAACGAAGAUUGCCGGUACCCUCACUGCGGUUACAGGGAACAUCAAACUCAUUUCCAUUGCAUGCGCCAAGACUGUGGUUACUCGUUUUGCGACAAGACACGUUUCGUACAGCAUACGGCAAGGCACGAGCGUUUGGACACUCUUAUGGGUGGUGAUUUUCAACAGUACAGAGCCAAUGUGCCCUGUGGCCGUGCACAGUGUGCAUAUACGUCGUCUCUUGGUUCAAUGCAAAACAAAGCAUCGCACUUCCAUUGUUUGAAGUGCGACUUUGUUUGUACAGACACAAACAAGGUAGUUGCCCAUAGGCGUCAACAUGCAAAAUUGGACAGUAUUGCGGCUGCGGGCUUUCAGAAAUUUACGCCUAGUCAGCCGUGUGGUGCCGUGCAGUGUCAACACUCGGGCAAGCAGACUCAUUAUCAUUGUUUGCAGUGUCAGUACGCUGUCUUAGGUCUGGCACAAAUGUCGGCACACAAGUAUCGACACAUGGACACUUAACGGAAAUUUUAUGGUGCAAAAUGCGAGAAAAAUUUCUCCCCGGGUAUAUAUCUAUAGACAUUCCCUGGUAUAUCGGUCGAUGGGAGAGAGAGAGAGAAGGACUAUUGGGUUCUUGGUACAAAUUUUAAUUAGUACCUAUAGACAUUCCUUCAUUCUCCCAAACGAUCAGCAAUUCAUGAUGAUUUACAAAUACAUCAAAUACAGGGAGCUAGUCAAUGAAGCUGGACCGAUUUGAAAUUCGAUGUCCUGUUGAAAGUUUAGAAAAGACGUUGUUGUUCCUUAGUGGUUAGGGAAUAGAAAGAGAAGAGGAUGAAGAUGAAGAUGAAGAAGAAAAUAAAGAGAAAAAGAAAAAUAAGAACAAGGGAAGAAAGAUCAAAGGAUAUACAACUUCUUCAGGGGAUCCAAUCUUCGCGAAGUUGAAACUCGCUAUUGAAGUUUUCGCCUUCCCCCACCCCUCCCCGACUGGCUAGAAAAGAUACGAAAAGAAAAGAAAAGAAACUACGAUAUAUAAGAAAGACACGCUUGAUAUCGAGCGUUCAAGAAGACAAUAAAGCAAGAAGACACUCCUAUCGUAUAUACAAUAUACAUAUGCAAUUAUACACACACACAUACACACACACACACACACACACACAUAUAGCACGAGAAAAGACAAAACUGUAAUAUUUAAUAGAGAAACUUCUUAUAUAUUUGUCACCGUUUAAGCGUCACGUACCCUCCGUGUGGCUGUGAUCGCACACUAAUCAUUUAUUAGAGCUCCUUAUCGUCAAAAAUAUGUAUGUAAUUACAUAUCCAUACACUCACAUAUCUAUAUGUGAGUGCUAAAAUAAGAGACGAAGAAGAAGAAAAAAAAGAGAAAGAGAAAAUUGUAUUGAGUCGAUCAAAGUUAAGAUAAGACUCGAAAGACUAAACAUCGAUUAUCGAGUAUUAACUUUUUCAUGAGGAAGAGUGUUGUCUAGAUAGGAGAAGGCAAACAUGAGUCGGUAACGUAUGUUCGCAAUUUUCUCUCUUGCGAUUAAAAAUAUAUAUAUUUCAUACAUUCAUAUAUAUAUAUAUAUAUAUAUAUAUAUAUAUAUAUAUAUCUAAUAAAAA
Messenger RNA from Vespa velutina, 8155 nucleotides. RefSeq names its product zinc finger protein castor homolog 1-like. Gene Ontology annotation, molecular function: RNA polymerase II transcription regulatory region sequence-specific DNA binding; DNA-binding transcription factor activity, RNA polymerase II-specific. The record is from RefSeq and is a predicted model, not a curated record. Gene Ontology annotation, biological process: regulation of neuron differentiation; positive regulation of transcription by RNA polymerase II. NCBI's taxonomy places the organism in Eukaryota, Metazoa, Arthropoda, Insecta, Hymenoptera, Vespidae. The transcript is spliced from 12 exons. Gene Ontology annotation, cellular component: nucleus. Bases 1694 to 7063 code for a protein of 1789 amino acids.